Messenger RNA from Funneliformis geosporum, 828 nucleotides. The record is from the annotation of a GenBank genome assembly. NCBI's taxonomy places the organism in Eukaryota, Fungi, Glomeromycota, Glomeromycetes, Glomerales, Glomeraceae.
AUGGAAGAUUUUAUGGUGGCACUAUCAUAUGUCAUGCCUUCGAUACAACGUGGAUUUCAAGUUAAUUUUGAAGAAACAAAUUGGGAUGAUAUUGGUGGAUUAGAUGCAGUUAAAAAGACUUUAAAACAAGCAGUUGAAUGGCCAUUGAAAUAUCGUCAUACAUUUAAAAAACUAGGAUUAAGCCCUCCUAGAGGAAUUCUUUUGUAUGGGCCACCUGGAUGUACCAGUGUUUCCGGAGCAACAUUUUUAUCUGUUAAUGGAGCUCAACUUUAUUCUCCAUACGUUGGGGAUUCCGAGAAAAUAAUUCGAUCUAUUUUUCAACGUGCACGUGCUUCAAGCCCAGCUGUUCUUUUUCUUGAUGAAAUUGACGCUAUUGUUGGAAAAAGAUCUUUGGGUGAAGGAGGUGGUACCGGAAACGGAGAUAGUGUUCAGGAACGCGUUUUGUCAAUGCUACUAAAUGAAAUGGACGGUGUUGAAAUUGCUACGUCGAUUCUUAUAAUGGGUGCGACAAAUCGACCAGAUAUGCUCGAUGCUGCUCUUUUACGACCUGGAAGGUUCGAUCGUCUUAUAUAUGUUCCACCUCCAGAUUUUAAAUCACGAAAACAAAUUUUAAAGAUACAUACCUCAAAUAUGCCAUUAAAUGAUGAUACUGAAAAGUAUACAGGCGCAGAUAUCAAAAAUUUGUGUAGGGAAUCUGCAAUGAUAGCAUUACGCGGCAUGAAAACCACGUCAAAUGUGAAUAUGUCUGAUUUUUUGAAAGCUUUGAAAAUCGUAAAAGCUUCAUUAACUGCCGAAAUAUUAACCUAUUAUGAAAAAUUAAUGUGUUAA